CUCUCGCAGGAAAUCCGCGUCCUAAAAGAGAAGGGGUAAAUGAGGUAGUAUACAGGGGGAGAGAUCAGAAACCGAAACGGAAGCUGCGUUUCCUUGUGAUCUGCGAGAGAAAAGCGAGAGAGAAAGAGAAAACCCUAGCCAUGAAUCUCAGAAGAGAUUACCGCAGCAACAGGAGUGCUUUGCUUGAUGGAAUUGAGGAGGGUGGAAUCAGGGCCUCCUCGUCCUACACCUCGCAUGAAAUUGAUGAGCAUGAUAAUGAUAGAGCUAUUGAGGGGCUGCAAGAUAGAGUCAAUAUACUAAAGAGGUUGACAGGCGAUAUUCAUGAAGAGGUGGAUAGUCAUAAUCGCAUAUUGGAUCGAAUGGGCAAUGAUAUGGAUUCAUCAAGAGGAGUCCUGUCAGGAACCAUGGAUCGAUUCAAGAUGGUGUUCGAGACGAAAUCAAGCCGCAGAAUGGCUACCCUCAUUGCAUCCUUUCUGGCACUCUUCCUGCUCAUUUAUUACUUGACCAAGUAGAGCCAUCUUCUGAAAUGAACUAAGGUACUAUUGUUAGUGUUUUACAAGGACUCAAAGACUCCUUUUCAGCUUAUGACGGAUCCUUACCUUACUAGUUCCCUCUGUGUGAUAUUGUUUUUCUUUUUUCUUUUCUUUAUAACCAUUGUGAAACAAACUCUUGUCAAUCUAUACAUAUCUUUUCAUUUGAAA
Messenger RNA from Magnolia sinica, 701 nucleotides. RefSeq names its product bet1-like SNARE 1-1. The transcript is spliced from 5 exons. The record is from RefSeq and is a predicted model, not a curated record. NCBI's taxonomy places the organism in Eukaryota, Viridiplantae, Streptophyta, Magnoliopsida, Magnoliales, Magnoliaceae. The coding region runs from base 141 to 512 and encodes 123 amino acids.